AUGGAAAGCCCACACGAGCAUCAGCAGACAGUGCUGCUCUCUCGCAUCAUCAGUAACGUUGAGAAGCUGAAUGAAGCCAUUAUGGUCAUGAACAAAGGUCUUCAGGAAGUUAACAUCCAAAACAUGAAUGUUGAGCUUGUGGCGCAGAUGUUCAAGAACUACCAGUCUAAUGUUCUCUUCCACCUCGAAGCCACGGAGAACCUCCAAGAGCCAUCCUAA
This is a messenger RNA of Penicillium robsamsonii, 219 nucleotides long. Its product is annotated as DASH complex subunit DAD4. The transcript has 5 exons. Gene Ontology annotation, biological process: attachment of spindle microtubules to kinetochore. The record is from RefSeq and is a predicted model, not a curated record. Gene Ontology annotation, cellular component: mitotic spindle; DASH complex. The coding region runs from base 1 to 219 and encodes 72 amino acids. NCBI's taxonomy places the organism in Eukaryota, Fungi, Ascomycota, Eurotiomycetes, Eurotiales, Aspergillaceae.